AUGCGUUUCUUUUAUAUUCCAGACACGCGCUCAUCGUCUAUUGACGUGGAAGUUAUGAAUUACACGGGGCUCCCUCUACCGGCGCCCAUAGGUCAAAAUAUCACCGUGACACUAAAAGUAACAGGUCACGGGGCCUCUGAGUGGAGGAAUGUGACGUGUAGGUGGGAGUUACUGGGGCGCAACACAGAAUGUUACAGAGUCCCAGACGACACAGGAGAGUUCCUGAUAGAUGUGAUGGCGAAAACUGCAUUGAACCAAACUCCUGGUGUAUAUGUGCUAACAGUUUACGAGGUACCAAAGCAAGAAGUCAUAGGAGUAUCAAAGUUCAAUGCUUCUGUUAACAUUGGAAGUAACCAAUUCAACGAAUGGAUUCUACCCAACGCUUUUUGCUACGGACAGACUGUCGAUCUAAACUUCGCUAGCGGAUAUUUUGUCUUGUUUUCCUCUAAUGGAGUCAAAACUGUAGUUCAAACAUUUUUGAAACACGCUGAUAAGGUCACGACUCUGGCACCAAACUCGAAACAAACAAAAAUUCGACCAAAACUUUGGAAACCCACAAAAGAAGGAUGGUCAUCAACAGACAGUCAGUUACAUACAAUAACGUCACUGGGGUUUCCAAAGAAAACGCCUUUACCCCUUCUUCAGAAUGCGUCGUUUGAAGCAUCUUCGGUGUCAGAGAUACCCCAGACUACUACUAGUCAGACCAGUCAGACCACAUAUACAACCUUAGUAAAGACGAACCCCACAACUCCCCAACCGCGGAGGAAUACAAAGUUUCCAGCAGUCGAACUUUAUUCUGCAAAUAACACGAAGUCUAAUGUUACCAGUUAUUUUUUCAUCGUCUCUAAUUAUCGCGACAAGAUACAGAUUUGCAUUAAUUUUGGGGAUGGGACAGAAAAAACACUCAAUUUAACUCAAAGCACAACUAUUACUCACGUGUACAAUAAGACAGGCAACAUGACAGUUAAACUAAGUGUGUUUCUCAGAAACAAAGAAGAACUUUCCAUUUUCCGCUAUAUUAUGGUUCUUAAUCACCAUUGCUUUCAAUCCACACCAAUGUUUGACAUUCGAAAUUCAGUACCAUCUAACCCUUUAACGGUUUUCUUGUUCUCUGAGAUCAUCAUUAAAAGUAGAAAGCAAUAUGAUCACCAGUCAGAUAGAUGUAAUACCGAUUUUAGGGGUCAGCUGACCUACAUAUGGACAGUUACCAACACUGAGACGGGAGAAGAAACAGUGUCCACGAGAAACCAACUCUCUCUACCAUCACACACCCCGGGGUUGUUCAAAGUUUCCCUCGAAAUGCACGCAGAACAGUUUUCCACAACUGGAAUUCUGUAUAUAAAGUUUAUAUUUAAACAUCGGAUAAAUUUCAACAAAAAUAUUCUCUGUCAGUUUGUGCCCUACCGUAUGGGGAAUAACAAUGUGGAUGCUGCUAUUUGGCCGCAUAAAUAUUUAAUGCUACGUCCCAAAUCCAAGAUGGUUUCCUUGGUUACAAAUUUGCAGCAUUCAAGAUUUUUACAAAAAGGAGGAUACUCUAAUCUGAGCUUAAUUCCUGAAAAAUAUGAGGCUACAAAAUGGAUAAAUUUGUUCUCCUUGAACUCUACAUUCCUCCCUUUCAAUAUCCACGCCCAAGGAAAAGACAGGGAUCGAGGACUUACAGAAAUCACGCUGAGUGUCAACUACACGUCAUCAGUAGAGAACAUUUACCAGUUCGUAGUUGUUAGCGACCUUCAGUGCAACGUAAAUUACUCUUGCGUUAGAAAUUGCGAAAUUAGAACCAGCUUAUCACAGGAGUAUGAAGUCAGGAUGAAUAGCAUGAAUGGAAGCUGCAUUUCAAGACCCGAGCUACAGGGGUUAUACAACGUAUCAUAUGGCACAAACAACGAAUCUGCAUUACAUAUGAUCGAAAGACAUUUCCUGAUCAACGGAUCAAGUUUCAUUCACAUAGUCAGAGAUCUGAUUAUCGUACAGACGAAUCGUCUUACAGCCGGCAAGCGGUAUAUGCUGAAGAUGACCACGGGCAAUGUUCCAUGGUUUAUCUAUCUUCACAUGAACAGGCCACCGACAGGAGGUGAUUGUGAAGUUAUGCCCAAAGAAGGUUUGGUGCUUCGGACAGAGUUUAUGGUCGUAUGUCGGGGCUGGAGAGCAGGAGGAGAGGAUUAUAACACACCCCAACAGCAGACCAAAGUCCCCCUCUUGUAUACAGUCCGCUACAGAACAAGUGGAGGUGGUCACGUGAUGGUGUAUCAGGGCUUUGAAGAAUCAACCCCGCCCUAUAUGUUACCCUCUGGUGGCGCCGCCCAGAAUUACAGAGUCACCGUGGAGAUAGAAGUGAAGGACAGAUUUAACGACAAAGCACAAAAGAAUAUAAGCGUAACUGUGAAGGGAGAGGAUGACAAAUAUAACAGAGAGACGUAUAUUGAGACUUUAUGUCGGAACCUUCUAACCAAGCUUAAGUUUAGCCAGCAUCCUGACACCCAGAUACACGCUAUUCACAUCACGGCCAGCGAGCUCAGCAGAGUGCUAACUAAUGUUUCUUUUCCGAGCAUGAAUAUCUCAGAGAUGAUGAAUACAGAUAUUUUGAAUCUGAGAGCGAUGUUGGCAUAUGCUAAACCAUCCAUUUUUAAGAAAUUACAACAGGGAAUAAAUAUUUUAUCCGAGUCCAUUUUCAACUGGACCACAAAGUUUUCUUUGGGACUCCCGGAUAAUGAACAACAUUCUGAUAACGAGGCAUGUCAUAUGAUGCUUUUGUCCAUGGACAGCAUACAUAUCUGCACAAAGAAUCCGGAAAUCACAACACUCACAUCUUUAGAAUAUACCGUGGAGACACUGAGGUUGCUGCUGGCUAAUACCGCCCUGGCAAGAAAUCUAAAAGACAAAGCAGUACAGAUCAUCACAGGACUGAUGAAGAUCGUUGACACAAUAUUCCAAAGUAGUUACUACCAUUACACGGACGAUUUGGAAGAGCGAAUGACAUUAAAUAAAGCAGAACUGAUUAUGGUGGAGAGUGGUUCCAAAAGCUUUGUAAGAAAAAAGUUAAUCAAGGAUUACAUGCUAUCGGAGAAACAACGAACAGCACAGAGGAUGAAAUUGCUUGAAUCCUCCUCUUCCAUUCUGAUAAAGUCAUUGAAUGCAGUAGAAAAGGCCAUGUCCUUGGCUACAACAGGAAGAAAAUUAUCGGUGAAUCGUACCUUUGUCUCUGUCUUGGCGGAGAGGAUCAAACCUCUGUCAAUAAAGAAUUACUCAGCCAAAGUUGGUGGGAUUAAUCUGGAACUUCAAGCAGAUGGAAAUGAACAGACUGACUUCAACAUUUUGAUUGCAGCAUUCAAAAGAUCCCCGUUCCCAAUAUUGAAUGACACUUCUUAUAGUUUAUCUGAGGUUCUGGUAUUUAAAAGUAAUUUUUCCUGUAACGUCACAGCACGUCUGCGGAAUAGGAAUAUACCAAACUUGCACAAAAGCACAAUUUCCAUUCACUCUGAUUUGCCUUUUUACCAAGAAUUUGCAGUAAGCAUGAAUGAUCUCACGGUAAUUAACUUGGAACCAGAAAACCUCAUGGAUUCUACAAAUUUGGAACUUUACAUAAAAGGAGGAGCCCGUCCAACUGAAGUGGACUUCGACAUCAAGUUUGACAUUGGGAAACAUCAGUCCAAAUUCAAAGUCCCGACUGGGAAAUUAUCGAAUGCCAGUAAAGGAUACUUAAUGCUUAAAGAGAAAGAUAAAAAGGAUAGAAGACGCAAAGCUAGGGAUACCAGAAUUAAAGAUAAUGCGGAGAGAGGUGUCGUUGUGGGCACGGUUGGUGUACAGGUCUUCACUUUGGGUUGUCGGGCCAGGUCUUUCACGUCAUCAUCGUGGAUUACAGGCGGAUGCAAGGUUGGAGAUGAAACGUCAGUCAAAACUACCGUCUGCAAUUGCCCCCACACUUCCGGUCACCAGAGCGCUUUUACCUCGACCUUCUACGUUCAGCCAAACCUGAUUGACCACAUCGACUUCUCAAACUUUGAUGUCGACAACGCCGCAGUGUAUGGAACGUUGAUUGUGAUGUUGUGUCUCUAUAUUAUCUUGGUCAUGAUACUUCGGAAACAGGAUCAUAAAGACAUCGUAAAGUGGGCUCCUCAGUUCCUUUGUGAUAAUGGUGAGAAUGACGUCUACUUUUACAUGAUUACUGUAUACACGGGCAUGCGCAGAGGUGCCGCCACAAUGUCAAAUGUCAAUUUCAUUUUAUCGGGAGAUGAAGACGAUUCUGGGAUACGAAUAAUGAGCGGAAGUUCACAUUCUGGCUUUGACGCUGGUUCUGUCCGAAGAUUUAUUGCCAGUUCAAAAUCAAAUUUUGGCAAACUUAAUUAUCUGCGAAUAUGGCAUGAUAAUUCUGGACCUGAUAAUAAAAAAUCCUGGUUCUUAAACAAAAUAAUUGUUGAUGAUCUGCAAACAAAAGCAAGAUAUAUAUUUCACUGUGGGAGAUGGUUGUCACGGGAUCGAGAUGAUGGAAGAACAGAGCUGGUUCUUCCUGUUUGUACAACGGAGAAUCUUAACAGCUUUAACACACGGUUUUCGGAGCAAGCUCAACUCAGUCUCACUGACAGUCAUCUCCUCGUGUCUACCUUGAUACGUCCCGAGAGCAGCAACUUUUCCCGCGUUCAGAGAGGGUCCUGUCUGUUUGUACUCAUGUUGUUAACAAUGAUCAGCCACGCCAUGUACUUUAAAGAGAACAACAUUGUAUCAGCAAGUCAAGUUAAGAUCGGUAGUCUAAACUUUUCCCUGAAGGACCUCUACGUGUCUUUGAUUGUAGCCUUGAUCACUACUCCACCAAUUUUAUUUGCCUCCUUUGUGUUUAAAAGAACAUCCAAAUAUUCGAAUCAUGUAAGCAGAAUCUCCUCAAGGAAAAGGUCAACAACAUCGGAAAAGUACACUUCAAUGGAUACAGAUUAUUCAAACAAUAUAGAUCUGACCUCAACAUUCGAUACGGAAAAGACCUUGUUUCCAAAAUGGGUACUAUAUUUCGCCUGGUUUCUCCUGUUUGCUUCAGCUGCUGUCUCUUCCUUCUGUUUGCUCUUGUACAGCAUGCAGUGGGGCAAAGAGAAGUCGACAAGGUGGUUGGUCAAGUUUAUAUUGUCAUUGCUGGAGUCUAUAUUCAUUGUGGAUCCGGGAAAGAUCAUUCUGAUGGCCUUGAUGGUUGCUUUGUUUUUAAAAAACAAAGAAACAGAGUACAAAUUAAAUGUCGAUGUACGCCAUCUUCGUCAUUUAGCAAAAGUCUUUUACAGCAAUUACAGCGGAUCUUUAACUGUUAUGAGAAGGCAGAUCCUUGGUAGACACGAGCCAGCUUUGCCUCAUGACGUCGAAAACUUUAAGAGCAGACGACACCAGGAAGUCAAGGCCAGGGGAGUGUUUAUAGAACUUCUUACAUAUGGAGUCUUUGCUUUCAAUAUGUUCAGCAUUAGUUAUAUCCACAAAGAUCAGAGGUCGUUUUUAUUGAAGCAAAACGUCCAUAACAUACUUGUCAAGGACCUUGUCACCUACAACAAAUUUACAAACAUUAAUAAAACAAUAGACUACUUCAACUGGUUAAAUAACACAGUUCUUCCGCAUCUGUAUCCAUCACGUGAUUGGAGUAACAACUCACUUCCUCCAUCUCCCUGGGUAGGAGAUCUGGUAAACAUCAGAGUGGGAACCGCAAAACUACGACAAGUUAGAGUUACGGAGGAGCCUUGCAUUUCGUACCUCUAUCAUAUCGUUCGACCAUGCAUACGAGAAUACCAAGACCAAAAUAUUGAAACCCGUGAUUUUUAUCCUUAUUGGAGACUCGAGAACAAUUUAUCUCGAACACCACAGGCUCUCAAACGUGCUUGGAGAUACUCACAUGAAGACAAAGGAAUAGAUGUCCCGGGUGAAAUUCACUUGUACAAACCUGGGGGUUACAUAAUUAUGUUGCCAGAGUCCUUGAAGGAAGCUCGAGACCUUGUUUAUCAUCUGACUCAGUACAGAUGGGUGGAUAGACACACACGAGCCUUGUUCCUUGAACUCAAUCUUUACAAUCCCAACAUCAAUAUCUUCACGUAUGCCAUGUUUAUCGCCGAAUUCAUCGAGACAGGUGGAAUUGUGCCCUGGUCCAACAUUUGGGUAUUCAGGCCCAAUGAGUUUACCGGACCGCUGGGAACAUAUGCUCUCCUGUGUUAUCUCAUUUUUCUGAUAUUCUUAUGCUUGGGAUCAUUUAAAAUCAUAAAAGGAUUCUAUCAAAGGCGUAUGAAGUUCUUAAAACAAAUUUGGAACUUGGUUGACAUCUCCUGUGUAGUCAUUAGUUAUGUUGGAAUAGUAGUCUUUUUCGUAGGUUUAGACAAAGCCAAAGAAACCAUACCUAAGGCCAAAGAAUUGUCAAAUGACACAUUUAAUGGUUUUCAGUCUGUGUUCUUAUGGGACUUUUCUUUUAAUUGUAUUGUUGCCGUUCUGACUUUCAUAACGACCUUACGAAUACUGCGAAUAUUGGGGUACAACAGGCGUUUAACAGAGAUUGUGCGAGUUAUAACCACGUCUGCAAGAGAUUUAAUUGGAUUCGGCCUCGUCUUCAGCAUAAUAUACCUCGCCUAUGUCAUAUUUGGUUUUCUGAUAUACGGUAAAUCUUUGAGCGAGUACAACACUGUGUUCAAAUCUUUUGGAACUCUGACCAACUCUUUGAUUGGGAAGAAUCGGUUGGAUAUGAUGAUUCACGUGGCCCCUGAGGCGGCUUCUUUCUUCUAUUUUACCUACACAUUCUGUGUCAUUUUGACAUUGUUAACGAUGUUCUCUGCCAUCCUUAAUUACAGCAUCAGGAAAGUUCGUCAUCAAUCAAGGAAAAACCCCGAAACAUACGGAAUAGUUGAUAUCCUUAGUUCCACCAUAAGUAAUCUGUUUGGAAUGGCAAUGUUACUUCAAAGGAGGGAUAGAGCUAAAGAGAAAAUCACCACUAAAGGAGAAAAGCAUUUGCGAAGUGAGAAGAUAAAUGCCGUAGGCAUUGUCCAGUUAAUCAGAGACAUUAUGGUUCAAAGUCUGGGAGAGGAAUUUAUGAGGUCAAACCAAGAUUCUACAUUGAAAACGACGAAGGAACCAUCAGAUCUGAGAAUUAAUCCUCUCACGCCAGUAUUACAAAAUGAACGUCUUAAAGGACGACAAAUUGGUGACGUCAGCAAACUGGAAAGAAUUGGAACCCUGAGGGAUAUUGAAGUAUCCAUUGACAAGAGAGAAGACAACCUAGUACAGCGGAGUCUGAAUUAUUUGUAGUUUGAAAUAUAAGUCAAUAUCUACCCAGACUGCAGUUACUCCAUUCAAACAUAUUCAGGCUUUCUUCUUAGUUUUUAAAAGAUUAUUGCCAAACAUUUUAAAAAAAAAAGCAAGAUAAUUCCGUCUUGAAUUUAACGAAUUGCAAGGAUAAAAAAUAAUUUUCCCUAGGUUGGCUAAAAUACCAUUUGCAAUAAAUGUUUUGUGGAGUUGACGGUGAAUUUACAUUGGUAAAUAGAUAUCUUUAUUCCUUUUUUACUCAAAAUUACAGUUUUCCUACAUAUUUGAAUUAUUAAGGCUUACUUUUUCCGCAUUUUACUGAAUUUGCCA
Saccostrea cuccullata (small rock oyster) is the source of this 7575-nucleotide messenger RNA. RefSeq lists its product as uncharacterized. Bases 1 to 7248 code for a protein of 2415 amino acids. The record is from RefSeq and is a predicted model, not a curated record. The transcript has 26 exons. Gene Ontology annotation, molecular function: protein binding. NCBI's taxonomy places the organism in Eukaryota, Metazoa, Mollusca, Bivalvia, Ostreida, Ostreidae.